Molecule: messenger RNA, 1065 nt
Organism: Nymphaea colorata (pocket water lily)
Lineage: Eukaryota; Viridiplantae; Streptophyta; Magnoliopsida; Nymphaeales; Nymphaeaceae
Product: B3 domain-containing protein Os03g0212300-like
Exons: 3
Coding region: 50-871 (273 amino acids)
Molecular function (GO): DNA binding
Source: RefSeq, a predicted model, not a curated record
ACCAGGAUCACCCAAGGCCCAUUGCCCAUUUGUUUCGCAAAGAACAGAAAUGGAGUGGAGAUGCAAUAACUGCAGGAGGAAGAAGCGGCACUUCUUCAAAGUCUUAAUCGGUGACUUCUCUGACGAACUGCGGCUCCCGCCUGAUUUUACGAAGCAUAUCCAAGUCAAAGAAGAAUCUGGGAAUGCUUCACUGAGAGUCUGUGGAGGUAGGACCUGGCAAGUUGAGCUGAGGAAGGUGGAUAAUCGCCUUGUAUUCCGAAAGGGGUGGAGCAACUUUGUGGUCGGUAAUGGCUUAAGGACAGGGGACUUUUUGGUUUUCAAACAUGACAGAGUUUUGCAUUUCAUUGUGCGGGUUUUUGAUGCAAGUGCAUGUGAGAAAAGGCGGUUGCCUGCUGGUGACACUUGCAGAAAUGCUGAAAUGAGUAAUGUGUCUAUGUCAGAAGGAUCUCUCGACUGUAGCUCCUUUAAGCACAGCAGAGGAAGAGUAACAGGGCCUCAGCAAGAUGCAUGGAAUGCAGCAUGCUCUUUUAAGACUAAGAAUCCAUGUUUCAGAAAGUAUUUUACAGACAAAACGAUGUGUUGUAGAUCGUACUAUUUGAACGUCCCUUCGGCCUUUGUAAGACAACAUCUGGCAUUUGAAUCUUGUAUGUUGACGCUUUUUGAUCCAGAAGGUCGCUGUUACCCUGUUAGAUACCUCAACACAUCAGAAUCUGGUGGCAUUGUUGGGUUCAGCUCAGGAUGGAGGAAAUUUGCUGUUGAAAAUCACCUGAGGGAAGGAGAUGCGUGCGUGUUUGAGUUCAUCAAGGAGCCUAUAGGAUUCAAAGUACAUAUUUUUCGUGGUGAUAAGGAUGGCACUGAAGGCGAGAGAUGAACAUCCAGAAGCAAUUCUGAUCGUCGAAAGUUUGGUCACAUAGACGAAAACACACUGCACUUGCUUUGUUUGUAUAGUUAAGUUGCUUGUUCACAUGUACUUCCUUUAUGAUUUGCCUGAAUCUCCUCCAUCUGCAAAAGGUUCUGUAACUCUGAUCAGUUUAAUCCAACUGGACCACUUCAGAGCUGACGCAA